Molecule: messenger RNA, 1122 nt
Organism: Aspergillus calidoustus
Lineage: Eukaryota; Fungi; Ascomycota; Eurotiomycetes; Eurotiales; Aspergillaceae
Source: the annotation of a GenBank genome assembly
AUGGCUAAAUCCGCCAGACGCUCCGCAAAGGGAAAAAGCCCAGCAGCAUCCCCAUUAUCCUCCUCCGGAAGCUCAACUCCGAGCUCACAAUCUGGCCCUCUACCUCCGUUCACCGUCGCUCCAGACACUCUGAGGCCUAUCCUCCCCCUCCUCUCCAAUGACGAAGUGUAUCUCGUUCACAUCGACACCUCUGCCCUCGAACUGAAGAAACAAACAUUCAUCAUCCCCGCCAUAACCAACGCCGCCAUCGCUGCGAUCCUCGCCUACCGUAUCUAUACAGGGCGUACCCUCUAUCCAGCCCUUCUAGCCACCGUAAUCGGCAUCUCGAAUCCUCUAACAGUCGACGCCUCAGCCCUUUCCUGGCCGCAGCUCGUCUCCCUCAUCGUCCGCCGCACAUUCCCCGUCAUCCUAGACUACUUCCUCUUCGCGACUUUCAUCCCCUGGCUAUUUAACUUCUACCGUGGCCCCAUCCAAUGGCGCCGCUCCGUCGGUUUUCAGAACCACGAAAUCAUCGUCCGCCGCAGUCAGCCCGCCCUCAGCAAACCCCUCCAGCGCAACCGCUGGAUCCGCGAAAACGACGAAAUGCGCGACAAGAUCGUUGCGGCCGUCACGCCCGAUCGCCUCAAUAAGACAGGCUACCUCCUUGUCGACGCAGACUGGGCCCUCGACUACCCCGCCAUGAUCAAGGCACAUGCCCUCGUCACCCCUCCCUCACAAAAAGACUCAACACCCGCUCUCCCACUGGACGAAUUCCGCACCGCAGUCCUGGUUAACACUGACACGGACGGCUGGCUAAUCUGGCGCGUCGGCGACGAAGACACGCCCGAGGGCCGGACACGCACGAAACAGCGGGACCAGAUUAUUGCGUUCAAGGACAAGCUCUCGGACAUGGGUCACGAGGACCUGUUCUUCCGCUGGGUCGAGCUGAUCCAGUACGAGAGCACGCGGCCCGGUGGGUUCACGGCGGAACGGCAGCAGGCGGCGAUGGUGCAGGCGAAGGCGCUGUUCGAAGAGGCGGGUGUGGAUUUUGCAACGUUCUGGGCGGAGGUCGGUGGGAUGGAGGGCUUUGGAGAUACGGAAGGAGAGGGGGAGGCGGAUUGGGGCGUUGACCAGCUGGAUUAG